UGUUUUUGCCAGAAGUGCAGGAAAGGAAUUCCAGAGUGAGUGCUGCUCAGAGUUUAGUAACAGCGGAACUGUUCCCCUAUCAUCCAGCACCAGCAGCGUGUUUGUGAGAGACUUCCGCGGGGACUCGGGUGCAUGAUGUGGGCUCGGUUGCUGGUUGGGGUCGGGGGCUCGGGGCUCAGGCUGCGGACUUCCAGGGACCUCCGGGGUCUGCUGCGGGUCGGGGGAGCUGCAUGUGCGGGGAGGAGGCAGGCUUCAAGCGGAGAAGAAGCCUUGAAGAAGACCCCGCUGUUUGACUUCCACAGGGAGCAUGGGGGGAAGAUGGUGGGGUUUGCAGGCUGGAGUAUGCCUGUUCAGUACAAAGACAGUCACAUCGCCUCUCACAUGCACACCAGAGAGCACUGCUCCAUCUUCGAUGUCAGCCACAUGCUGCAGACCAAAGUCCACGGCAAAGACAGGGUGAAGUUCAUGGAGUCUCUAGUCGUUGGAGAUAUUGCAGAGCUCAAAGACAACCAGGGCACACUGUCCCUCUUCACCACGGAGAAAGGAGGGAUUAUUGAUGACCUCAUCGUGACGAGGACAGACCAGGGCUACCUGUACGUCGUGUCCAACGCGGGCUGCGCCGACAAGGACUCGGCUCGUAUGAAGGCCAGACUGGCAGAGUUCAAAGCUGCAGGUCUUGAUGUGGAUAUGGAGUUCCUCGAUGAAGCACUGAUUGCUGUGCAAGGUCCGUCCAUGGCUCAGGUGCUCCAGCAGGGCCUGAAAGAGGACCUCAGUAAGCUGACCUUCAUGAACUCCACAUUGGCCACUGUGUUCGGUAUCCCCGGCUGUAGGGUCACCCGCUGUGGAUACACCGGAGAGGACGGAGUGGAGAUCUCCGUCCCGGCCUCCAGAGUGGUGGAGCUGACGGAGAAGCUGCUGUCUCACAGCGAGGUGAAGCUGGCGGGGCUGGGCUCCAGGGACAGUCUGCGGCUGGAGGCGGGGCUUUGUCUCUAUGGCAACGACAUAGAUGAGACCACCACACCUGUGGAAGGCACGCUGGUCUGGACCAUUGGUAAGCGCCGGCGUCAGACAAAGGAUUUCCCUGGUGCUGACAUCAUUGUUCCUCAGAUAAAAGCCAAGACAGCAAGGAAGAGAGUCGGUUUGGUGUCUACCGGCCCCCCCGUCAGACAACACACACCUAUACUCAGCCCCGAUGGAAAAGUCAUAGGUGAGGUGACCAGCGGCUGCCCCUCUCCAUGCUUAAAAAAGAACAUUGCCAUGGGUUACGUGGAUUCGGCAUUCGCUAAGAACGGAACAGCCAUCCAGGUUGAGGUCAGGAAAAAAGCUGUGCCCGCCACCGUCAGCAAGAUGCCCUUCGUCCCCACCAACUACUAUUCUGGAUAGGAGAGACACACACAUAAAGAAGCAUCCACUCACACUGGACCACUCCUCCACUCUGUCCCAUAUUCACCAAUGACGUACCCCUGUUUACCUCCAGCAAUGCAAUACCAAUGGAAGACUUAAUGCCUUCAUUGGCAAGUCCUCUAAGAGAAAAUAAUCCAAAACGAUAAACUUUUAUAGAGACAGUAUGUAUGCUGGAAAUUAAUUACAAACAGUAUUGUUGAGUCUGAGACUGUAGGGCCAAGAUACUGUGUUAACACGGUUUGCAGACCAAGUUUCUUUUGUAUUUGCAAAUUAUUGAUCGCUUACGGCUUAAACAAGGAUGGUCAAACAUGGCCAGCUAAAAAUCGCUCCAACACCUCAUCAGAAAUAUGUUAAAUAACAAAAAUGUUGGAGGGAUUUUGAGAAAUUUAGAUAUCCACAUCAGAUAAAACAUAACCAGACUGUUUACAAUAUGAUGCACCUGAAAGAGAAAUGUGGUUUAUUGAUAACCUAACUUGAAAAUAUGUUAAUUGUCAUAAUGUGUUUUGUCUGGCAACUAAUGAAAUGUAAUUGUAUUGUCUCUGAGUAUUAAGCUCUGAAUGUAUUUUUUGUACAAAAAAACCCAUAACAUUCUUAAUAUAGAAAUAAAACUACUGAUCUAUAGGUUG
Molecule: messenger RNA, 2030 nt
Organism: Trematomus bernacchii (emerald rockcod)
Lineage: Eukaryota; Metazoa; Chordata; Actinopteri; Perciformes; Nototheniidae
Gene: amt
Product: aminomethyltransferase
Exons: 9
Coding region: 133-1383 (416 amino acids)
Biological process (GO): glycine catabolic process
Cellular component (GO): mitochondrion
Molecular function (GO): aminomethyltransferase activity; protein binding
Source: RefSeq, a predicted model, not a curated record